UGAAUCUACCUUCAUCUCAUUUUGCAAACUCCUGGAUUUUUUCAUUUCGCCGGUUGAUAUGGUUGCUCGAACAGGAAUGUAGGUUGAUUCCUCUCGGCGGCGGCGACGACAUGGCUGAAGGGAGUGAUGCGAGGGCGUGGGAGGAGCUGAUCCCCGAUGCCCUGGGCCUCAUCUUCCGCAACCUCCCUCUCCAAGAGAUCCUCACCGUUAUUCCUAGGGUCUGCAAAUCGUGGUCGCGGGUAGUGUUGGGCCCCUACUGUUGGCAGGAAAUCGACAUCGACGAGUGGAGCCAGCACUGCAAGCCAGAGCAACUCGAUAAAAUGCUUCACAUGCUCAUAGAUCGCAGCUGUGGCUCCUUCCGCAGGCUCAGUGUUUCCGGCCUCCAUACCGAGUCCAUGUUCACCUUAAUUGCAUACCAUGCUGGUUCCCUUCAGAGGUUGGAGCUUCCAAGAAGUGAAAUGAACGAUGCCAUUGUCAAACUUGUUGCACCAAGAUUGUGCAAUUUGACUUACUUGGAUGUCAGCUACUGCUCAAAGAUAGGUGCUUGUGCGAUCGAAGCGUUUGGAUCUCUCUCUUUCCGAUCCCGAUCACUACGCCCUCAUCACUUCCGAUUCCUUCGUCAAGGUAAAAGCAUCGCACUCUCGGUUCCGGUUCCUGCUUUAAUCUCUUUUAGUCUUGAUUUUGAUCAUUUACUUGCAUUGAAAUCAUUAAACUAUUCGUGA
This is a messenger RNA of Zingiber officinale, 722 nucleotides long. RefSeq names its product F-box protein FBW2-like. Bases 111 to 722 code for a protein of 203 amino acids. Gene Ontology annotation, molecular function: protein binding. The record is from RefSeq and is a predicted model, not a curated record. The transcript has 2 exons. Lineage: Eukaryota; Viridiplantae; Streptophyta; Magnoliopsida; Zingiberales; Zingiberaceae.